CACGCCAGGGGAGCGCGGCGGAGCUGGGAUCAGCCGGGAGCGAAAAUGUGAAGGUGGAAUCCUUGUGAGCAGCAUUGUGUGUUGUCACUGGCGUCUCUGGGAGGGGGGAAAGAAAGAAAAAAAAGAAAAGAAAUUAAAAAAAGACAGCCGACGUUCACACAGCAAGAGCGGGAGUUUUAUUUGGAUGUUGUAGCUGAUUACGGGUAUUAUUCUCCCUUCUGUUUCUUUUUUUAAAAAAAUAUUUUUUGUACCCCUCCUCUCUAUGCCCACCUUCUUAGAAAUUGACUGGGAGCAGUGCUGCUGGGAGUGAAAAGCAUCAAUUGCGUUUAGUGGAUAUUAUUAUUAUUAUUUAUUUAUUUUUUUAUUGCACAAUAUCGAAGGAGUAAAACUGCCGAAACUGAGGAUUUCCUCGUGCUUUAUGGGAUUAUUUUCUGACGAAGCCGCUUUGUUUUGGAUAACAACACAUUGUGCAUCAUGAGUUCCAGUGCUUAUCGCCAAGACUCAACAGGCGGUGAGCGGAGCUCUGGACCAAUCCGGUGCCAGCGAUGUCGGGAAGUUUGCAAAGGCGAAGUCGUACGAGUACAAGAGACCCACUUUCAUGUCAAGUGUUUCACCUGCACCGUGUGUAAAUGUGAUUUAGCACAAUCUGGCUUCUUCCAGAAGAAGGGCGAAUACAUCUGCACGGCAGACUAUCAGCGUUUGUAUGGUACGCGCUGUGACCGCUGUGACACCUUCAUCACAGGAGAAGUGGUCUCUGCUCUGGGACGCACGUACCACCCCAAGUGCUUUGUCUGCAGUGUUUGCAGUAAACCCUUUCCAAUCGGAGACAGGGUGACGUUCAGUGGAAAGGACUGCGUGUGCCAGCAGUGCUCCCACACACUUGUCAAGUCAAAUGAACCGAUCAAGAUCCACGGGCCCAGCCACUGUGCUGGAUGCAGAGCCGAGAUUAAGCAGGGUCAGUCUCUUCUGGCGUUGGAUAAACAGUGGCAUGUCAGCUGCUUCAGAUGUCGGACCUGCAACAUGGUCCUCACUGGAGAGUACAUCAGCAAGGAUGGAGUGCCAUACUGUGAGGCAGAUUACCACGCCCAGUAUGGGGUGAAAUGUGAGACCUGUAGCAGAUACAUCAGUGGAAGGGUUCUGGAGGCAGGAGGGAAACACUACCAUCCAACCUGCGCUCGAUGCGUCCGCUGCAACAUGAUGUUCAAAGAGGGAGAGGAAAUGUACCUGACAGGAUGCGAGGUGUGGCACCCGCUGUGCAAGCAAGCGGCGAGAGCAGAGAGGAGACUCAGGCACAGACGCCUGUCAGAGGCCUCCAUCUCUCCUCCGGGCUCCUCGAUAGGCUCUCCCAGUAGAGUUAUAUGUGCCAGAGUGGAGAAUGAGAUCCUAGAUUAUAAGGACCUAGCUGCCCUGCCAAAGGUCAAAGCCAUAUAUGAGGUCCAACAGCCAGACCUCCUCAUAUCCUCCUCAUACCAGCCGUACCACAGAUACAUCUCUGAUGACAGGCUAGACACUUACAGCUAUGGGGAGUCACUUGGGACUCUCUCUCCCUAUUCUCAGGACUAUGACAGCCUAGAUACAAAGCAGAGGCGCUGCUCCAGUCCAGGUUACAUUGACUCGCCGACGUAUAGCCGCCAAGGCAUGUCACCCAUCCUGCCUCGCUCUCCACAGCACUAUGGCUACCCUGGCUCUGAGAGUGGCAGGAGUUCACCUUAUUACAGCCAAGACGGGCGGUCAAGCACACCCACCACAACAGCCCCCUAAACAUUUCAUGUGCCAGCCACAGGGGAUCCCAACAUCUACAGGAAGCCUCCCAUCUAUAAGAGAACGGGUACACUUAUCACAGCCACCAAAAGCAGGACCAGUGAGGACAUCCUCAGAUCCUCCAGACUGUCUACCUACUCUCCAGAAUCAUACACCCAGUCAGCUGACUACUACCCCUACACCAGCUCCCCCAGGGCCUAUCGGGCGCCAAGAAGACGCUUCUCGACGGGAGGAGAUGAAGAGACUUGGAGUCACAGUCUUCAAAGAAUUGGGAGUGGCAUCGGGAGGAUGAUUCUAAAGGAGGAGAUGAAAGCCAGAUCUGGUUCCUAUGACAACGACCCCUGGGGCAGCGCGAGGAAUUCUCGUAGCGGGAGCAAGGAAACACUGAACACUACAAGCUACGGCACCACGGCGUACAACAACACCAUCAACGGCUCUCCUCGGUCACAGUACAGCACUGACAGUGGUAAAUUAUUUUGUAAGUCAGCUUCACUACCAGGAUAUGGUCGCAACGGCAUCCAGCGGCCUCAGAGUGCAGAUUGCUACCACUACCAAUAUGACAGUGGCAGCGAGGUCAACUGGGGAAGCAGAGAACAUAAGAUUUACCCCUAUGAAUCGCUCAUCGUCACCACUAGAGGGCGCAACAGGCUGCCCAAAGACGUAGACAGAGCCAGACUGGAACGCCACCUGUCCCCAGAGGAGUUCGUUCAAGUGUUUGGUAUGACUGUGGAAGAGUUUGACCGGCUGGCUCUGUGGAAGAGAAAUGAACUGAAAAAACAGGCCCGACUGUUUUAA
This is a messenger RNA of Archocentrus centrarchus (flier cichlid), 2556 nucleotides long. RefSeq names its product actin-binding LIM protein 3-like. Gene Ontology annotation, biological process: lamellipodium assembly; cytoskeleton organization; cilium assembly. The record is from RefSeq and is a predicted model, not a curated record. Gene Ontology annotation, cellular component: actin cytoskeleton; stress fiber. NCBI's taxonomy places the organism in Eukaryota, Metazoa, Chordata, Actinopteri, Cichliformes, Cichlidae. Gene Ontology annotation, molecular function: actin filament binding.